AUGCCAUCCGUUGCCACUGCUCCUUCAAACUCGGCGCUUACAGCCACUCCCUCGACAAUGCCGCUGACAUCGUCUCCCCGCUCCAUCCUUAAACCCUCUAAGUCCGCUGGCACAAAACGCAAGAUGGAGGAAGCUGAUCUCGAUAUUCCCUCUUCCCCUCCGGCCCCGGACGCGUCCAACGACGCUCACUCCAAGAAACGCCCCCGCGUUACCUUCGCUGAGACCAUUCAGAGCCACACCAUCCCGGGAAUCGAGAAAAGCGACAUCGUAGUUACUCGUGAAGAAGUCCGCAAGGCCAUCCACCGUCAUGUUUCGGCGGGAGACGAUGAAGCCUAUGAUCGAAUUAUUCACGUUUUCACCGCCGACCCGAAGAAAGCCGACGAGAACUCUUAUGAUCUGCCCACGCCUACCCAGUUGAAACAUCAUCUCAUGGCUAUGACCGCGCACGUCGCAUCGCUUGACCGCAACUGCAGCAGUCUAGUACUUGCCAUCUUAGAGAGUGAAUGGCUCGGGCGCGACAUGUUCUAUGUCAAAUUAUUCAUUCGUUUCCUGGGCAAUCUGACAGCUGCACAGGGCAGCUACAUUCCUGUUGUGUUCAAAAUGCUGGUUACCAAACUCGCUAAGAUCCCCCGUGGUAGUGGUCAACUCGUCAACUAUCACCGAGUGUCUCUUGAUGAGAUGUUCAGCCGGAUCCAUAUGGCACUGCGACAUAUCGUGCGCCUUCUCCCCGCUGGAAGCGGAACCCUGUCACGGAUCCUUUCUCAGCAAUUCCCGACCUAUAGCGACGCCAGCAUUUGCAACUCCUACGCUCGAAACCUCAUUCAAAUCAUCGGUUAUUCCCCGGAGCUACAAUCCGAUAUUCUCUCUAUGAUCACCGAAAACCUGGUGAAGAUUGACGUUGAGAUUCAAGUCGACCUUGAAGAUUUUGAGGAUGAACUCGGAGAGAGCUUGUUGCCUAGCACUUCGCCCGAAGAAGAUGUUGAGGACGAUGCUUCGGUUGCGAGUGAUGAGUCGGAUGCUGAUGAAGAAAGCGAACGUCUCUCGGCCGUCAAGGAAAAUAUCCAGAAAGUCGACGGGAUGAUCGAUAUUCUUUUUGAGUACUACACGCCUCCAUUCACCACUGGUAGCAUGGACGAGAAGGAGAAUGCCCUGGACCUCCUUUUGAGCCACUUCCAGACAAUCAUCCUUCCUACCUAUCGCUCUCGCCACACUCAAUUCCUCCUUUUCCAUUUCUCACAGGCCUCGCCAGUGCUGAUUGAUCGAUUCGCGUCGGCUUGCGUCCAGAUCAUCUUCAACAAACUCCAGCCUGGUGUUAUUCGUCAAUCCGCAGCAGCGUACCUAGCCAGCUUCGUCGCUCGCGGUGCUCAUAUCCCCGGCGAGGUUAUUCGCGAUGUCUUCGACCUGAUGCUUACGCACCUUGACAAUUUGCGUAAUGACUAUGAGGGUAAUUGCCGUGGCCCCGACCUACGCCGCUUUGGCCCAUUCUAUUCAACUGCACAGGCCGUUCUCUACAUUUUCUGCUUCCGCUGGCGUGAUCUGACCAUUGCCGCUAGCGAGGGAGAUAGUCCAGAGCAGGUGGAAGAAUUGGAGCCCAGCCAAAUGGCAUUCCCACCCAACGUCAAGGAAGUCCUCCACAAGUCCAUUUACUCCCGCCUCAACCCCUUGAAGGUGUGCUCGCCCGGGAUUGUCAACGAGUUUGCUCGUAUCGCCCACCAUUUCCAACUUCUUUACGUUUAUCCUCUGCUGGAGACGAACAAGCGUCUACGUAUCACUGCCUUUCGGAGCAUCUCCAGUCAGGUCGAACGUGACGUCCGUGCCGGUGAUCACCUGGGCUAUCAACUUGAUGCCUACUUCCCCUUUGAUCCAUACCAGCUUCCGCGCAGCCGACACUGGUUGGAUGGGGACUACAUUGAGUGGCGUGGCAUUCCUGGUCUCGAUGACGGUGACGACUCCGAUAGUGAGGCUGACGAGGAUGACAACGAGGACGAGGAGGAUAUUACCGCAACGGACGAUGACUGA
This is a messenger RNA of Penicillium argentinense, 2019 nucleotides long. Its product is annotated as rDNA-binding RNA polymerase I transcriptional factor. NCBI's taxonomy places the organism in Eukaryota, Fungi, Ascomycota, Eurotiomycetes, Eurotiales, Aspergillaceae. Gene Ontology annotation, biological process: transcription initiation at RNA polymerase I promoter. Gene Ontology annotation, cellular component: nucleus. The record is from RefSeq and is a predicted model, not a curated record. Gene Ontology annotation, molecular function: RNA polymerase I core binding; RNA polymerase I general transcription initiation factor activity. Bases 1 to 2019 code for a protein of 672 amino acids. The transcript has a single exon.